This is a messenger RNA of Vitis riparia (riverbank grape), 492 nucleotides long. Its product is annotated as pathogenesis-related leaf protein 4-like. The transcript has a single exon. Lineage: Eukaryota; Viridiplantae; Streptophyta; Magnoliopsida; Vitales; Vitaceae. The record is from RefSeq and is a predicted model, not a curated record. Gene Ontology annotation, cellular component: extracellular region. Bases 1 to 492 code for a protein of 163 amino acids.
AUGGGCAAGACAUCACUGGCCCUUCUAUGCCUCCUUGGCUUAGCCCUAGCGCAUCUCUCCCAUGCCCAAAACACCCCACAAGACUACCUUACCGCCCACAACGCCGCGCGGGCAGAGGUUGGAGUCCAGCCCAUGACAUGGGACAAAAAGUUAGCUAACUACGCAUCGCAAUAUAUUAGUGAGAAACUGAUUGGUGACUGCAAUCUUGAACACUCAGGAGGGCCUUAUGGUGAGAACCUGGCUGCAGGGGGUGCUGCUGACUUUGAUGGCGGUGAUGCAGUGAAGAUGUGGGUGUCUGAGAAGCCUUAUUAUAACUAUGACUCUAACUCAUGCGUUGGAGGAGAGUGUGGACACUACACUCAGGUUGUGUGGAACACCUCAGUGAAUGUGGGGUGUGCAAGAGUGUUGUGCAAGAAUGGGGAAUGGUGGAUUGUUAGCUGCAACUACGACCCACCAGGCAACUAUUUUGGAGAACGUCCUUAUAUUAAGUAA